UGGGGAAUCGGGGGAAUGUCGUCGACGGGACGGCCGACGCUGAUAACGUGCACCAUCCGCGGCAUCAGCAGUGCGCCGUGCCGUGGUGAUGUGUGACGGACAGAGAGAUGAUAAAUAGAAGCGCGCGCGCGUGUGUCUGCCUGCGCGAGUACAGUGAGCAACGUGCGAGCGACGAUAAAUAGACAGCAGACAUAUACAUUAUAUAUAGUGCACAUAUAGUGUGUGUAUGUGUAUAUAAAGCAUGUGCCAUUUCGUUGUCCGUAGAUUGCGUUCGAUAAGACUGUGAGACUUGGCCCCCCGCGCCCCGCUAUGGAUCGUUGGCCCGCCGUAUCCGUGACCGUGCUGCUUUCGUCGCGCAUCGAAUUCGCGGCUGCGAGAACGUCGCGUUGAAAACCGCCGUCGCCGCCGUAGGAGGAAGAGGAGGAGGAGGAGCUGGUGGUGGUGGUGGAGAAGAAGAAGAAGACGACAAACGACGAGACGACGACGAAGUGGAGGAGGAAGAGGGCAGUAGGAGAGAACGAGAGGGGAGUUCGCGACAGAAACGGAGGGAACUCGCGAGGAGGAGGCUCUCUCGUUUGGAGGACGGCGCUCGCUGCGUACGAUCUCCGCGUUAACGCGCUUUUCUGCCCGCGAAAGCGCGCGCGAGGGAGAGAAGCAGAAAGAGAGUGAGAGGACCGCGGACAAAGGGGACGAGAGAGACGGACACCGAGAGCGGCUAGCGGCUUUAUCAUGUUGUACGUGGAAGUGGUGGCAUCGCGGGAUCGCGGGUCGCGGCGGUAGUCGCAUCGUUGUCUUCGUCGGCGACGCGUAAUGCUGCCGCGGCGGGAGGGGCGGACAUAGGGAGGAAGGAAGGACGCGCGAACGGGUUAUACGCGUGUAACUCGGCCUCUCGUGCCGGACGAGAGCGGAGUGAGCGAGAGUGCGUGCGUGCGAGCGAGCGAGAAGAAGAGAGAGAGAGAAAAGAUAGAAAGAGAACGACCGAGGAGGGGGCCUCGUAGCGCGGGUUAGAAUACCCCGUUCGGCACGGAGAGGAUGGACCCGUGUCUGUCUCGCGGCGCGACACGUCGAUCCGCGAGCGAGCGCGAGGAACGUGGUGGAGGCCACGCUACGACGACGACGACGGCGACGCGCUGGGACCGAGUAACAUGGAAGUGGAAUCGCGAGGAAGCCGAGUUGUUGUCGCGCCAGUUGUCGUGCUAGUGCCCGGUCCUGCUGCCUUGACAUCCGCGACAUAAAUAAAUUUUGCCGGAUGGUCCAAGUGUAAUACGGAAUAUAUUGUGUACAUCAACACUACGUAAAUACAAAGCGAUAAUCGAAUGUGCUGAGAGAGAUCCGUCACCGUGCAGCGUGUGUGUCGGAGCAUACGGUUGGAGUGGCGGCGGUGAUAUCGUUGCCCGCGCUCUCGUGCUCCGUUUCUCUUCCUCUGGGGGGAACCACGCUUCUCGGAUACGCGGGCACAAUGGAGACGCUAUUGCCCGGCAGUACCGCCGCCGGCCAGUCGUACAGUCCGCAGUUGAAGACCGUCCUCAAGACCUAUCAGCUGUCGGCCGUCAAGAGCCUGCAGGGUCCCAGCUCGGCCCUGCUGGGCAUGGACUGUAAGGCCCUGCUGCACGAGCAACAGUCGGCGACCUCGUGUUUCUCGCCGCCCGCUGUCAGUCGUCAGGCGGCGGCCAACUGCGGCCUGGAGUCACCCGUGGAGUCGCAACCGCCCAAGAGCUUAGUCGAGAAGGAGGUUCGCGAGACGUUGGCGGCGGCGCGCACGUUGACGCCCGUCCCGAAGGCGCCCCGCUCGUUGGAGGACUCGGACGAGGACCGUCCCGCGGCGGCGGCGGCUGCGGCGGCCGACCGUCCGAAGAUCGGCUGCGAGAAGCGCGAGCUCGAGUUUCAGAUACCGAUACUCACGGCGCCGGAUCAGAGCUGCUCCGAGAGGUGCGAGACGAUCCUCGAGGGCGAGAGGAUCUCGUGCUUCGUGGUGGGCGGCGAGAGGAGAUUGUGCCUGCCGCAGAUACUGAACACGGUGCUGCAGGACUUCUCCCUGCAGCAGAUCAAUCAGGUGUGCGACGAGCUCCAGAUCUAUUGUUCGCGCUGCACCCGGGAUCAGCUCGAGGAGCUCAAGCACUCGGGCAUCCUGCCGCGCAACGCCCCGUCCUGCGGUCUCAUCACCCAAACCGACGCCGAGAGGCUCGUCAGUGCUCUGCUGUUACGGACAGAGUCCUGCGAUCCCACCCAGAUCGGCCCGGCGGCGCCGGACUGUCUCGAUAAGAAAACGUGUAAGAACGAGGAAGAGGAGGAGACGAUUGUUAAGUUCAAAGUGUAUCACGAAUGUUUCGGCAAGUGCAAGGGCAUUUUCGAUCCGAAGCUAUUCGAGACGGACGACUCUGUGUGCAUCGAGUGUCUGGAGUGUGGCUAUCAGUUUUCUCCCCAACGCUUCGUGAGACACGCUCACAGAUCUCUGGAGAACCGCACCUGCCACUGGGGUUUUGAUUCCGCCAACUGGCGGUCGUAUCUGUUGCUCUCCCGCGAUCAACAACACUACAACAAAUCGCUCAGCCUUUUUCGGGAGCUGAAGGAGAGGCAUCUUGUGUUGAACUCCAAGCGAAAGCUAGAGCUGCGACAUGAGCACGAGAGAUUGAUUAAGCGCACAAAGAAGGACAUGGGGAAGGACGACUGUGCUGGAAUCUACAAUGGCAACGGUUUGGCGAUGUACCAUCCUGUAUCCCAAAUCGCCACUGAUUCCUACUUGCAGAUGCAAUGGGCGGUUUUCGAGCUCGCUGCCAGAGGCGCAGCUUUUCAACCUUGGAAUGCUACGGGCAAUUGCAAGCACAGGGACAAUUCAUCGUUGGUGCCUGCUUAUCUCAGUCGAGGUCCGCCCGUACUGCAGCAUCCCGAGCGAGUCAUCCCGCUUUCGGAGUGUGAGCGUUUCGAGCCGCAUUUCCAACCUAAUGUGGCGUUGGCGCCUAUACCGGCACCCGCACAAAUAAGUCAGAUACCGCCACCCUCGUCUGUUCAUCAGCAACGACGGCAUCAUCACGAACAUCGUCGUCACAGUCAUCGCUCUUCGAGUCCCACGUGUGAAAAACAGGAGCUGUUGUCGUCCGCCAGUGUUAAGAUAGAGAAAACGUCGCCGAGUCAAGCGCCGGCUAUUGGUUCUUAUCCUCUGUACUAUAUGUCUGAUGAAAAUAAGAAGGAGGCGGCGCUGCCAAAGGACAGAAAGGAGAAGGAAGGCGAGGAGGAGGAGAGCAGCGCGGCGGUGACAUCGUCUACUGUAAGCGUGGAACCUACACCGCUGGCGGCUUCCUCCGAAGUCGGCACCUCCUCGCCAUCGGAAAGCGAUUCCGACAUGGAUGGUACCGUAGCGGCGGAUCUCGAGGAACGUUUGAAGGCACUGGACGUACCGCAGGACGUGAUAGAGCUGGCGCAUCGCGUGGCGUUGCAGAACGCGCAGCUGCGACAUCAUCGGCGAUCGAAUGCUCGUGAAAUCUCGAAGCUACGCAGUCAACUGCACAUGCAGAAAUUACAGCAGCAGCAGCAGCAACAGGAAUCCACUGCCGUCGUCGUCGACGAUGAAAGUCAAGACAAGAAGGAGGAUGCGACAGGGACGAUGGCGACGGCGCCGCGUUCCAGCGCGGCCGACAGCACCGAGGGCGGCAACGAGGAGACUGACGCUGCUGCGAGUUUACCAUCGAACAAUAAAGAGUCUAAGCCCGCCAGCGUAGCGACCAAUAACGAGUCGGAUCAGUGAUUAGGAUAACGCGGAAGUUAUUUAACACACAUACACCCACAACUGCUCAGCGAUUACCGCGACAACGCUCAUCCGUUGGCCGAAUAAGCAUGCACUGAGUUUAGUUACGUUAGGUACAUAUAUAUAUAUACAUAUAUAUUUACGAUUCUAAACUAAACAAUAAACUGUCUAGGUUUAUGUGAUACGCGACAAGCCUUUAAACGUUAUCGCAAAUAGUUCGGAGUUUUUACUAGGUAAGUAAAACACGUGCUGUCCAACUCAAAACAUCGGGCUGAUGGAGUCCUCGCGCUUCAUACUCAUAUCUCGUGAAAUUCGAACCGAGCGACCGACCAACCACUGUCAGCGACGAUAGCUUGCCUUCCAUGUCUGUCGAUAGCUACGCGCGAUACGUCCACUUCCUGUUUGCAUUUUAGCGUUCCGCGGAUAACGAAAAAAAAAAAAAAA
Molecule: messenger RNA, 4186 nt
Organism: Temnothorax curvispinosus
Lineage: Eukaryota; Metazoa; Arthropoda; Insecta; Hymenoptera; Formicidae
Product: ski oncogene
Exons: 3
Coding region: 1460-3742 (760 amino acids)
Biological process (GO): negative regulation of BMP signaling pathway
Cellular component (GO): nucleus
Molecular function (GO): SMAD binding; DNA-binding transcription factor activity, RNA polymerase II-specific; RNA polymerase II cis-regulatory region sequence-specific DNA binding
Source: RefSeq, a predicted model, not a curated record